Fusarium fujikuroi IMI 58289 is the source of this 894-nucleotide messenger RNA. RefSeq names its product related to glutamic acid decarboxylase. Gene Ontology annotation, molecular function: carboxy-lyase activity; pyridoxal phosphate binding. The transcript has a single exon. Lineage: Eukaryota; Fungi; Ascomycota; Sordariomycetes; Hypocreales; Nectriaceae. Bases 1 to 894 code for a protein of 297 amino acids. The record is from RefSeq and is a predicted model, not a curated record. Gene Ontology annotation, biological process: carboxylic acid metabolic process. Gene Ontology annotation, cellular component: cytoplasm.
AUGAGAAACCCUUCCCCUCCACCUUUCGAAGAACACCCGAGAACCACAAGAGAUGAAGGCGAGGGCAGGACUAAACGACUUUUUGACGAGGUCGUUAGAUGGGGCGUCCUUUUUAGAACCCACAGACCUGAUCAUGCAGAAGCCCGGAGCAUUGUGCCACGUCAAAUCAGCUUCGACUCCAUGUCAGAGUCCGGCCUUACAGACGAACAACUUAUUCCCGAACUUAGAUCCAUUAUUACGAAGAGUACUAACUUGACGUCUCGAGACUUUUUAGGAUUUCCUGAUGUUACUAUGUGCCCUGCUGCAGUUGGGGCAGCCCCCUUGAUACCACUUUUGAACCAAAACAUGGUAAACCCAGAGACUUGUCCGCCAGAAGCAACCUUUGUGGAGAUGGAAGUCAUACACUGGUUGCGUGAGGCACUUGGCUAUCCUGUACUUGGAGCCUACACCAAAGCCAUGGAUGUCGGCGGAGUCUUCACGCCUGGGGGCUGUCUCUCAAAUUUUGUUGCACUUUUGGCUGCGAGAGAAAAGUGUUUCCCUGGAUCAUGCUCGAAUGGUAUUCCAGUGCUGCCGAGCAAGAUCCGUGUGUUGGUACCAGACAUUGCAGAGAAUCGCUCAAUACGCUCAGCCAUGGCAAUGAUGUCUCUUGGAGAGAAUAAUAUCGUACCCGUUCCCGUUGAUGCCGAGUUUCAUAUGGAUCAAGAAGCCUUAAGGCGCAUCAUCAGCCAAGAGAAGGGUCUAGGGAAUAUCGUAAUGGCCUGUGUUGCAUAUGCAGGUGAUCCAACGUGCUUGAGGAUCGACGAUUUAUAUGGUCUAUCGCAGAUCCUGAAAGAGAAAGAUAUCUGGUUCCAUGUCGACGCCUGUCGCGGCAGCCAACUUGCCUUUUUAGAGUAA